GAUUUAGCACUCGAUUUAGUUCUAUAAUGUCUGGGCGCGGUAAAGGAGGCAAAGGUCUCGGAAAAGGAGGUGCAAAGCGUCACCGAAAGAUCCUUCGUGACAACAUUCAAGGUAUCACUAAACCAGCUAUCCGUCGUCUUGCUCGUCGUGGCGGUGUUAAGCGAAUCUCUGGCCUGAUCUACGAGGAGACUCGUGGCGUUCUUAAAGUUUUCCUUGAGAACGUGAUCCGUGAUGCAGUGACAUAUACCGAGCACGCUAAGAGAAAGACUGUGACAGCCAUGGAUGUGGUGUACGCUCUGAAGAGACAAGGCCGCACUCUCUACGGAUUUGGUGGUUAAAUGACUCAGUCUACUAAAAUAGAACUAACGGCUCCUUUAGGAGCCACCAAAUCUUACAAAAGUCGUGACCAAUAAAGGUUGAUUGAUAUU
Pocillopora verrucosa is the source of this 428-nucleotide messenger RNA. Its product is annotated as histone H4. NCBI's taxonomy places the organism in Eukaryota, Metazoa, Cnidaria, Anthozoa, Scleractinia, Pocilloporidae. Gene Ontology annotation, cellular component: nucleosome. Gene Ontology annotation, molecular function: DNA binding; protein heterodimerization activity; structural constituent of chromatin. The record is from RefSeq and is a predicted model, not a curated record. Gene Ontology annotation, biological process: nucleosome assembly.